GGUGGGGAAGGGAGGAGAAAAGAUGGCAGGAUAUUUAGUAAAUUGGAGAAGACUCACUGUUCUAUAGAUUUACUUCCUGUCCAGGUAAUUCAUCUUCCUCUUUGCUGCUAAAGAAAAAAAAAUCCCUUUCUGAAUGACUCUGAUGCAUGUGAGCCACCAUAGUGUUCUACAAGGGACACCACUUGGUCAUCAGUCCCAAACUUUACUUAGAGGCACAGGAAAGAAGAUAGGUCACUAGGGGGCAUGGCUUCUGCUGCCUCUCUACCCAAUGCUGGCUUUGUCAUUUGUGUAAAAGACAAAGGCCCCUUUUUUUUGUUUAGCUCCCUGCCAAGUUUCCUUCCCACUCAAUCUGGAAUGUUCUGCUGGUCCUGUCCUUCCAAAGCCCUUGCCCACUCAGCUCCUAUUUCCUCACCCUGGAAUAUUUUUAAACCAGAGUGUUAUCUGUGAGAGCUUCUGUUAAUCUUAUCUGUUCAACCCUUUUCCCACCCUGUUAGGACAAAUCGAGGCUUCCUGGAGCAAGCCAUGGAGUGAGGAGACAGAAGAUGAGCUUCACCGUGCACAGAAAAGUGUAGCAGGAAACAGAGGAACAUCAAACAGAAACAGCUGCCCGAGGGAAGAGGAAAACAGUGACUUCAUCUCUCUGUACCUUUGCACACACACGUGCCUGAGAUGACUUAGGCAGCCACAAAAAGGGAAACAAACGAAGAAGACCAGGACCCACCAGCUGUCCUCCCAGGCCUCUGCAACAGCUGAAGGGUGUGCAGCGGAGGGGACUUAGGGGAUCCAGGCUGUGCUGGUCACACCCUCAUCGCACUCUGGGCCCAGGCUCCUGGCCCUCCCCCAGAGGCAUUGCACUAUUUUCGGUGGUGUAGACCCCGCCCCCACUCUGACUGAGUCCUGGCUCUCCCUCCAGCUAAAGGGGUCGCGUCGAUCUUGUUGGGGUUGCACUUGGGAUCAGGGCUGCCAGUGGCAACCUCAGUCAUGUCUGGCCGCACAGUGCCACAUGCCCACCCAGCCACUGCCGAGUACGAAUUUGCCAACCCCAGCCGCCUGGGUGAGCAGCGCUUCGGAGAAGGUCUCCUUCCAGAAGAGAUCCUGACCCCCACCCUCUACCAUGGCUACUAUGUUCGGCCUCGGGCCGCCAGAGCUGGGGAGGGCAGUAGGGCAGGGGCCUCAGAGCUCAGGCUCAGCGAGGGCAAGUUCCAGGCAUUUCUUGAUGUGAGCCACUUUACCCCAGACGAGGUCACCGUGAGGACUGUGGACAACCUGCUGGAGGUGUCGGCUCGGCACCCCCAGCGUCUGGAUCGACACGGCUUCGUGUCCCGAGAGUUCUGUCGCACCUAUGUCCUGCCAGCAGAUGUGGACCCCUGGCGGGUCCGAGCUGCCCUUUCCCAUGAUGGCAUCCUUAACUUGGAGGCACCUCGGGGUGGCCGGCAUUUGGACACGGAAGUCAAUGAGGUCUACAUCUCUUUGCUCCCUGCGCCUCCUGACCCGGAGGAAGAAGAAGUAGCCAGAGUUGAGUCCUGACUGCCCGCGGGAGAGCCAGCACCCAGUGAAUCUCCUGUCUACGUCUCACGGGGAUUCCAGAAGUCCACCACCCCAGAGGUAGCAGCAUCCUCAGGGGAAAGGAUAGGUGUAUGGUCCACAGUGUAUGGUUUGAUUCUUUGAUGUGUCAUAGCCUUUGAUUUAGUUCUGGGUGGAGCUGAAUAAACCCAAA
Molecule: messenger RNA, 1717 nt
Organism: Microtus ochrogaster (prairie vole)
Lineage: Eukaryota; Metazoa; Chordata; Mammalia; Rodentia; Cricetidae
Gene: Hspb2
Product: heat shock protein family B (small) member 2
Biological process (GO): protein refolding; negative regulation of apoptotic process; response to heat
Cellular component (GO): cytoplasm; nucleus
Molecular function (GO): structural constituent of eye lens
Source: RefSeq, a predicted model, not a curated record